AAGCAACUUAUAGAAGUCCAGAUGCUUUUCUUUUCAAGAUUUGCCAGUUUUGUAGGUAUAUUAAACUGACUUUAAUAAAUAUACACUUAUUCAUUUGUUGUACUUCUUAGACCAUUUUGAUGGAGACAGUUAUUAACCUCUGUGUGGCAGGCAAGGUAGAACCUACACACAGGACUUGGAGACAGGGGAAUAAACUAAAGGAGACAGCUUCAUUUGCUGUAACAAGAAACUGUAAAACAAAAAAUACAAAAAUGCAGGCCAGGAGGAAACCAGGAAACUGUAAAACUCGGAACUUGAAACUAGGGAUAAACAAAGGAAACACGGCAAAUUGGGAUGAUGUGACAACAAGCAGAGGUAGACUGAGUAGAGUUAGAAUUUCGUUCAGGAUAACGAGAGGAUGGGCAACAGAAGGGAACACAGCUAGAACUAAUGCAAACUAAAGAGACAGAGAAAGGAACACUGAACAAGACACACACGAGAUGAGGUACUGUCAAAAUAAAACAGGAAGUGACACACACUGAGUCAAAGACAAUGAAAUGUGAAUUUGGCACUGAGACCAGGGUGGACAAGCGUAAACAAACACUGGGACAAGACUGACUAAAUACAGAGGCGAGCAUGAGGGACACAGGGAAGGAAACCAAGAUACAAGAGAACAUCACACUGCGCUUUGUGGUCAAGAUGACAGAAGAGAAGCUGAGGGAGGCUGAGGCCGCCGGCCUCCAUAAAGUCUUCAAGCUUCAGAGCUCCCUCACCUGCAACUCUGUGGUAACGAUUGCCACUUAUUUGCACACACUCACAGCAGGAUGAAUAAAGUCUUUGGGUGCUUUUCUGUGAAAUCCCAAGAAUUUAUUUACAUAUUUACAAACCAUGUGAAACAUCAACAUUUUUCCAUUUGUUUUUCAAGUUCUAUUUAGCCAUGUGGGCAGCCAGAAAAAGUACGAGUCUGUGCAGGAUAUCCUCAAAAAUUUCUUUGAUUUACAGAUGAAGUAAUUUGUGCUGAGAGGACAGGUUGGCAGGCGUCCUGGGAGCAGAGAGUGCCGAGGUUUAAGUGGUUUUUAUGUUUGUUUUUUCUCCAUAUCCAGUCAUAAGUGCGUCUUGUUAUUCACAUAUGAAAGUACAACUGUAGUGUCCCUGUAGCACAGUCAUAUAAAUAUUGCUACAUAUGUUUUGCAAAUUUUAGUUUGCAUACUUUCAACAACAUGAUAGAAACUGCAGAGUCCUGCACUGGUAUGCUACUGGACUGUGGGAAACCAGGUGCUUAGUCUUGCACGGUUAUUAGAGCAUAUCACAGCACUCAAAAGCAUUGACUGUCAUAAAUAAGUUAUGACGUCAGUAAAAUAACAAAUUGCAAUUUAGAUUUUUGUUAAAGUUCACAAAGAAACACAUUGCUUAUGUGCAGCAACAUUAAAGAUGGGCAAGCAGACCAUUCUUCACUUCAAAACUGCUACCAAGAAUUAUAAAUUAUGUGUUUUGUUUGAUGAAUUUUAAGAGAAGAUAAAGGUUAUGUUACAAUACACACAACCUAUAAGAAGAUGGCUUAGAUAAUUGGAAAGACUCAGUAAGUUAAAACUAACUAAAAUAAAGGGACUCUGUUCUAUAAUCCACUUGUUAGUGUUUCGCCUUUACCUGUAAAUAUUUUUUGGCUGGUCAUGUUAUACCUUUAAAAAACACAAUUUUGACUUGCUUACAUUAAUUAUAUGGUUUAUUUGAAGUUGUGUUGCUAUUACUGUGUUACUAUUGUGUCCUGUUUCAUGUCACUUGCCACAUAUUUUGCCUCCAAAAUCAGAGCUCUGUAGAAAUAUUUAAAUAUUUACGUAGGGGGAAACAAGUAAUAUUUUGUUGUAACUUCAGCAGACAGCACAGCUCGAGUUUCAUACCAUUAACAUGUUUGUUUUAAACCUUAAACUUCUUUUAAAAGCUUGUCAAUGCAAAACUACUGGAACAUUUCUAUAGCUAACAAAGCCUAAACUGAAAACCAAUGAGCUCUUUUGAUUUUGGUGAUAGCUGACUAAAUGAAGAGGAAAAACAUUCCCAAUUUUUUCUUUUUACAUGCAGCCUCUCAUGCGGUUACCAGGGAAACUGGUGGACCAACUUAAAAGAGAUAUUUCCUGCCAUUUAGGAAAUGCUCAUCAAGAGUUUGCCUUUCUUGGAUAAACACCUUCUGUCUGGGGCUGGAUGGACACUGAUUAGGACGUAGCAGGAAUUUCCUGACAACUGUUGCCGCCCUUUCAAUCAUAAGUGCCAGCCAGCCUUAGGAACAUGGCACUUUGGAGAGAGCUAAGGGAAUAUGAACUCAAUCAACCUAAAGUGCAAAAACUAUGAACCCACUUCUUUUGAUCACUUUUAUUGGCUUUAGUUUCACUGUGAGUCAUAUAUGGGAGAUUAUAACAAGAAUUUUAGUUUAGUGUUUUUAAACAAAGGCAGCGUUUGCUCUGAGACAGACAGGUGAACAAGCCUCCAGACUUAAAAGAAGCCAGACCUGACAGUGCCGCAGUCAUGGGUGAGUGGGGCUUCAUCGGUGGAUUCUUCGAUGCCCUCCAGACACACUCGCCGAUGCUGGGCCGUUUCUGGCUCUUCCUCAUGCUGGUGUUUAGGAUAGUGAUCCUGGGAACUGUGGCCAGUGACAUGUUUGAGGACGAGCAGGAGGAAUUUAUCUGUAACACCCUCCAGCCAGGAUGUAAGCAGGUGUGUUAUGAUGAGGCUUUCCCCAUCUCCCAGUACAGAUUCUGGGUGUUUCAUAUAGUCCUCAUUGCUACACCUUCUCUGCUUUUCCUCGUGUACGCCACACACCAGCAUAAAAAGAGUGCUAAUCCCCCCCCAUCGAGUAAAAGGUGGAGCAGCGAGAACAGAGAAGAAAAAGCUUUAAGGAGGCUUUACAUUAUCACUGUGAUCUUCCGCUUGGUGGCAGAAAUUGUCUUUCUAUUUACCCAGUGGUAUCUCUACGGCUUUGAGGUAAAAGCCUAUUUUGAAUGUAGUCGUUCUCCCUGCCCCCUGACAGUGAAGUGCUACACCUCCCGGCCUGCAGAGAAGACAAUCUUUCUCUUCUUCUACUUUAUUGUAGGGGUGAUAUCAGCAUUUUCCAGCUUUUUUGAGCUUCUUUACAGCUCUCGAAAGUGGUUUUGCUCAAACGACGAGGACAAAAUCUACUACUGUGACUGCGAGAACCUCCACAACCUCGAGAAAGAGGAGACACAGGAGAAAUCGGGAGGAAAUACGUUGUCAGAGAGAACAGCCAGCAGUGUGAAAGUGAAGAAGGGAUCAGUGAGAAGCAGCUCCGGUCGAAAGGUCUAUUGCAAGUGCAAGAGUCCAAGAGGAAAAUAUGUGAGAAGGAAGAUGCUUAUGGUGUGAGAUGACUCUGCAGUAGCACAUGCUGCAAUCAAAGCAUCCUCUAUUUUCUAUUUUAAACUCACAGCAACAUUUCUAAUUCCAUUUCACUUGAAAGAAUUUCCCUUUUUAGGAGUUUUUACACACUUCAAAAAAAAUGCAUGGAAGCUAACCCAUCAAAUUUCAGGAAAUGAGUAAAGACAACACAGAUGAUAAGAAGGACAAGAAGGAUGCGUGUGAGACAUUGUUGACUUGUUCGUUCUGGUGACUGAUUAAAGGCUUAAAGGAGAACUUUCUGGAAUUCACUUGAUAACACUUGUUAAGACUGAUUGCAUUUUGUGUUUGUGUUGUUCCCACUUUAAAGGACAAAUCCGCCCUGAGGCAGCGUGUGAAGAUUAAUUUAUUUAAGCAGAUCUGGAAAGUGAAGUAAGGCUUUGUAAAUGGAGGCAUCUGUCUCUAUCCAAUCUGUAAUGUUGGAAUUAUUUCAAGGUAGAGUGACCAAAUUCCCAGCAAAGUAAAUGUGAAGACAAAGUGAGAUGCUGGGAAGCAGUCUGAAAUUUUUGUGUCUACUUUAAAAAUACAAAUACACCAAAUUCUGCACGUUAUCAGAUUGUAGGAUGUACAUGCAAACUCUGUUACUCGGAAUAUAUCGCUGCUUCAUUUCAUUCAAGGUAGUUUCCAUCGUAUUCACCAAAAUCUGCAAAGCUUUUACUCGACUUGAAGCCACUUGUGAGUAUAUCAUUAGGCGCGUUAACCUUCUGACUAUCAGAAAAAAACUUCCCUUCUGUUUCAAAUGCCAGACUUCAGAAAAGUGCACAGCCAGCAGUACUAGUCAAAAUGUGUGGCAUUGUCUCAAGAUGUAGGGGAGGGGUACAAGGAAUAAAGUCGCACAUAAAGAGGGACGUCUGGUCACCCUGUUUUUCAGGGUUUUUUCACUGUGUUUUUGAGUUUCUGACAGAGAUUUAAGAGUUUCUAUAACUGUCAGGGGGCUGGGUCUCCAUUUUCACUUCUGUUGUAUUUUUGAGUUCUUAUGUUAUAUUGAAAUUGUGUUAAGUUCUAUUAUUAUUAUUAGUUUAUCUGAGAUGAAUUUUAGUUAAUAUUUCCAUACCCCUUGGUUUAUAUAUCAUGUUUCCUGUCUAGUCUGUCAUGUGUUUCAUCUUUAUGUGUCCACAUUGUAAAGUUUGUGUGUCAUGUCUAUGUUCCAUUAUGUUUCCUGUUUUAUUUUGAAAGUCUUGUGUUUCCGUGUUCAGCGUGUUUAGUUUUGCUUCCCCUGUGGCAUCAUGCUUAAUUGUGUCAGGUGUGUUUCCCCAGGUGUUUCCACUUCCCUCAUUAUCCUUCUGUGUAUUUUAGUCCUUUGUCUUCCUCUGUUCAGGGUCCGUUCUGUCAGAGUAGCUGGUGUGUUUGUGAAGCAGACCCAAAUGCAGACACGGGAGACAUGAACUGAGGUUUAAACACAAAGCGAACCUUUAUUACAGCUGAUACACAAAACAGAAAAAACAAGGCGAGGGGAAACUAAGAUUAACUAUGAAAACAAUGAAAAGAACUUUCAAAAUAAAACAGGAAACAUAAUUGAAUGUAGACAUGACACACGAGCUAAAAGUAAAACUUAGCAUCAGCACUUUACUUAGCAGAUCACAGACUGAGGUUAUUCACUCGGCUCAUUACUCAUUACUUACAGUUAGUCACAAAUUAGUCUCUACUCACUGAUUAUUUUUGUUUGCUGAUCAGCUUUUCAGAUAACUAUGCAGUACAUGACUGUGAUACAGUAAUUGUGUUUUUGUUCAAAGCAAAUAAAAUCUGCUUUCAUCAAGUCAUAGCUAACUUAUUUAAUAAAAUAAAAAUAUAAUUACAUCACGGUUUCCAACUCUUGUGAUGGAGCUUGUAACUUUCAGUUUGUUUGUUUUGUUUAGUUUUUCAAAUGUGUGUUUGUUUGCUUUUUUUAAUGAAUGGACAGUCGAUAUGACUGUAAUUGAAUUAAAUCAGGUUAUUAAAGCCAUAUUGCGAUAUUAUUGUGAGGUACGCCUGUCAUGGUCGCCUGGUAUGUCUUUAUUUGGGGUUCAUAACUUGUGACUAAUGGUUUUAUCAAUGGUUAAUGUAAGAUUUGCUGACAUUCUACGGGGCCAACUCACUCCACCCAGUGUGGGUUGACUGGAAGUGAAAAAUCCACACACUUCCUUUCUAGAAAAAAAAGCCUUAGAGGACAAACUCAAUUUAGUAUAAGGAAUGCAUUACUCGCAUUCAUAUCUGCACUGCCUUUUCCCAGUCGAUUAACCUUUUUUUUUUAAAAUUCAUCUUCAUUUGUAAUCAUCUGCUAACCAAAACCAUGGUUAAAAUGUCCAAACCUUCAAUAGAGGGUACAGUCUACAAAAGUGGUGUUACAUUUCUUAAAGGAUGACUUCACAUCACUCUAACUCCUAUUUAAAAAUGCUACAGCAUCCUUAUACAACAAAGAUCUCAAGUGGAGUUUAACGAAUUGAAUUUCUCCUUUUGAAGUGGAGUAUUUAGCCUCGACGGCUGGGAAACUUUCAGAGGCGCACACCAGCAGCAGGCAGCUGGACUGGUUGCUCAGCUUUUAUAUUUGUGUCUCCGACACGGUCGUGAGCGAAUGAAUAGACUCUUUGUGAGUUCAACGGUGUUUUCUUUUAUUGAUGUCACAACACAUUUCACUAUUAAUAAUCAGACACAGCAGCUUUUCUCCCGGCGCCCUUUUUCAAAGGAUAUCGUAGUGUACCGUCAAUAAGUUGCUCUAGUGCCGGCACACCACACACCACGAGACAGCAUGCGCGCGGUUUCUGUUUGUGGCCGAGGAUCAUGGGGGAUGAAUGUAAUCAUGUCAUAAGAAACAAGCUCUGUGGCAUUUUUCAGAGUCGUUGCUGCGCAAGUUUGGACACGAACCUGUUGUUUUUGUUCAUGAGUUUAUCGCGCUGAAUUUCAUUCAGUGUGCAGUCAAAAAAAUUGUUAUGUAAAGCCUUAACCCUGUAAUGCCAAGAGUAUCAUAUUUGAUACAUGAGUUUUUGUGAGUGUUCGAGACCUCUGCAUCAUCACUGUGGAUUUUCUUUCCUCCUGAAAAACCUAAAUAAAUUGCACAAUACAUUUUAAAGCAAUAAAUUGGAAAAAAAAAAGAUUUAUUAGUUCAUUUCUUUUUUAUUUCAUUUGAAAGAAGGUUAAAAAAAUUGUACAUUUCUGGCAGUUAUUUCAUGGUUCAGACUUUAACGGUUUAAAAACGUUACCCUUUGCGAUCAUCUGAUCUCAAAACUGCUGUUGCUAGGUGUUUUUUUCAGUUUGCCUGUCUCAUUUUAGUGUCUUUGUUGUAGCUCCAACACUGACUCUGACCUAAAUACUUGUGUCACAUGCACAGGUGGUGUAAAAUAUUCUAAUCAAAGCAGUCUCAUUUGAUCACCACUCAGCUGCACAACAUGAAUAUUAAAGCCCCCCUCUGCUCAGGAACUUGUUUUGCUUGCUGUUACCUCACUUGGAUGUUUGACCUUGACGGUACGGGCAGUGUAUGUGUAAAAGCUAUUUCUCUCAUGUUCUUUUGAAUGACAGAGAUGGUUUCCCUCUGCUCACCUCACAUUUCUGGCAAGCAGGUGUUUUCCUGCCAGGAUUAGUGACAAAACUGGUUUGGGACACCAGUUGUAUAACAAAAACUUCCAGAAACUCCAGACAGUGAAUUUUUGUGCCCUGCAGUGUAACCACUGUUGCAUAAUUAUAAGUUGCGUAAUAAUGAUAUAACUUACCCUUCACUGAUUGGCCCUUUUAAUAGGUACACAUGUCACAACUCGGUGAGUUUAGCCAUGUUGACGUGAUCAAGUCCAUCAGAAUGAGGAAGAAAGGUGAUUUAAGGUUCUCUGAACACGGCACGUUGGUGCUGGAUGGGCUGGUCUGAUUAUUUCAGACUGGGAUUUUCCCACACGCCGACAAAAAAUAAAAAUCCAGUGAGCAGUUCCUGAUGGCAGAGGUCAGAUUGCCAGACUGCUUCGAGCUGAUGGAAAGUUUACAGAUAACUCAAAGAACCACUCGUUAUAACUAAGGAAUGCAGAAGAGCAUCUCUGAACAACACAACGUUGAAGCGGAUGGGCUACAUCAGUAGAAAACCACACCUGGUGCCACUCCUGCUGGCUAAGACUUUCAAACCGAGGGUACUGCUGACACAGGCUCAUCCGAAUCGGCCAACAGGCCACUGGAAAAAAAGUUUCAAUCAUAAACACAAAAGCGUGGAUCCUUGCAUCAACACUUCAGCCUGCUGCUAGUGGCCGAAUGGUGCAGAUGAUCAUUUAAACACUACAGCAUACCUGGGAGUUGUUGCUAACCAUGACCGUGCCUUAAUAAUGACCACAGUGAUUACAUCUUCUGUUGGGUACACACUGAUGUUCCACGUAACACGCCUCAAAUCAUCUUAGAUCAACUUCAGGUUGUGGUGGAAGUAUCUGAGGAGCAUAUGUACAUUUUUUGGACUACAGUCUGCUAAAGAAGUCAAUAUACACCAUAGUUUAAAAUAAUAUACCACAAAAGAAUUUGCUGAAAAGAAAUUUUGCACUAAAGCAAAAAUGAUGACCUUGAUUAUUCUGUCAAGUUCGUCUUGUCAACAGUAGGGGGCAGCAGUGGAACACUAAAUCC
Messenger RNA from Haplochromis burtoni (Burton's mouthbrooder), 7941 nucleotides. RefSeq names its product gap junction delta-3 protein-like. NCBI's taxonomy places the organism in Eukaryota, Metazoa, Chordata, Actinopteri, Cichliformes, Cichlidae. The record is from RefSeq and is a predicted model, not a curated record. The transcript is spliced from 2 exons. The coding region runs from base 2497 to 3348 and encodes 283 amino acids. Gene Ontology annotation, biological process: cell communication. Gene Ontology annotation, cellular component: connexin complex.